This is a messenger RNA of Scomber japonicus (chub mackerel), 570 nucleotides long. RefSeq names its product mitochondrial ribosomal protein L36 (gene mrpl36). The coding region runs from base 106 to 474 and encodes 122 amino acids. Gene Ontology annotation, biological process: ribosome biogenesis; translation. Gene Ontology annotation, cellular component: ribosome; mitochondrial large ribosomal subunit. The record is from RefSeq and is a predicted model, not a curated record. NCBI's taxonomy places the organism in Eukaryota, Metazoa, Chordata, Actinopteri, Scombriformes, Scombridae. The transcript has 2 exons. Gene Ontology annotation, molecular function: structural constituent of ribosome.
AGCAAGAGGUAGCAUCACGGUCGCGUUGUGGUGAAUAAAACGCGACAUUCAGGGGUCUGAACCCCUGUUUUGAGUCUUCAAGGAAUCUCUGAAAGGCUUGACAUCAUGGCGUCCCACCUGUUGAGGCACUUGGCUACUUCCCUGGCCCAGAUCAGCCGGUUAACUCCGACCUUCUCUUCACCUGCAGCUACUGCUUACAGAUGUCUGCAAACCCUCACCACAGCUCCCCGCACACUGCUGCUGUCGUCAGCCAGGGUCAGCUCAAUCCAGAUUCCCUCUAUUUGCUCCUCUGCUCAGUGUGGAUCAUCUCUGUUGGGACAGUGUGAGCACCUUCCCUCGAUCCAGCCCUCUGCAGGGAUGAAAACCAGGUCUGCCCUGAGGAGGCGCUGCAAAGACUGUUUCUUUGUCCGACGAAGGGGACACAUGUUUGUGUACUGCAAAACAAAUCCAAGACACAAGCAGAAGCAGGCCUGAGAUGUCUCAUGUUAAAUGAGUAUGAAGAAAAUGUUUUGUGAUUACGGAGAUUUCUAUUUACCUGAACUGUACUACAACAAUAAAUGGUUUUGCUGA